Westerdykella ornata is the source of this 1215-nucleotide messenger RNA. RefSeq lists its product as uncharacterized. The transcript is spliced from 2 exons. Gene Ontology annotation, molecular function: lipid binding. Gene Ontology annotation, biological process: mitochondrion organization; phospholipid transport. Bases 1 to 1215 code for a protein of 404 amino acids. Gene Ontology annotation, cellular component: ERMES complex. The record is from RefSeq and is a predicted model, not a curated record. NCBI's taxonomy places the organism in Eukaryota, Fungi, Ascomycota, Dothideomycetes, Pleosporales, Sporormiaceae.
AUGUCCAUCGACAUCAACUGGGAGACGCUCACCGGCGGGGCCGACGGCAUUGCUCGUGCCGAGACGAUUCGAGCCUUCAUUCACGACCGAUUCCAGCAGAUAACGUUGCCUCGUUUUAUCCGAUCCGUCCACGUUCAUUCGUUCGACUUUGGCAGCGUGCCUCCUGAAAUUGAAAUCAAAGAUAUCUGCGACCCUCUACCAGACUUUUACGAGGAAGAUGAAGAUUACCCAGAUGGCGAGGACCGAGAGGAUCCUUGUCCCGACGAGCAACGUGACCAGCGUAAUGAACUCCCUCCCCGCACCGUGAAGGACCGCCCACCUGGGUUGCGCUCGUCGCUCGCGUUGCCCGACCAAAUUGGUAAUCCUCUCCUACCCAGAGCAUCAACCCCCGGGAUUCCUGGAGGCACUUCAAACAUCAAUUACUUUCACCUUCCACUUAGCGCAGGACUGUCUGGAUCUACUACCCCUCUGGCGGCUGUUGCGGGAGCUCAACUUCAAGGAUGGCCGGACUAUCUCCAUGGCCGCCCGACAACGCCUACCAACAUGCGUCUCCGCAACGUCGCGUCAUUUGGCUCUCUGACAUUAACUCCCCAGUCGAAUCCGGACCCCAGCACAAGACCCUCCUCUCAGCACCAACAAAUCAAUCCUUCAAGAAGGAACUCGGUUGCGGAUUCCACCGGGCCACACUCGGACGAUGGCUCUGCUGGCACACCAUCUGUCUCACCACCUCGCAUGCGCGAAAAAAGCCCGGAGGAUGUCCAAGUAGUAGCGCAUGUACAGUACUCUGGGGACAUCAAAUUAUCGCUCACAGCAGAGAUAUUACUUGAUUAUCCGAUGCCGAGCUUCGUGGGCAUACCGCUCAAGUUGAACAUCUCCGGGCUAACCUUUAACGGUGUGGCCAUCCUGGCGUACAUCAAGAAAAGAGCACAUUUCUGCUUCUUGUCCCCCGAGGAUGCCCAUGCACUGGUGGGCGCUGAGGCAAAUGACGACUCCUUGCAAGCCGAUUCGCCCUUUCCACAUCAGCGGGACAGUCAACGACCCCGGAUUGGCGGACUUCUCGAGCACAUCAAGGUCGAGAGUGAAAUCGGCGGAAAAGGUGACGGCAAACAAGUCCUCAAGAAUGUUGGCAAAGUGGAGUCUUUUGUGUUGGAGCAGGUUAGGCGCAUCUUUGAGGACGAGUUCGUCUACCCAAGCUUUUGGACAUUCCUAGUUUGA